Messenger RNA from Acanthocheilonema viteae, 1032 nucleotides. Lineage: Eukaryota; Metazoa; Nematoda; Chromadorea; Rhabditida; Onchocercidae. The record is from the annotation of a GenBank genome assembly.
AUGUUAAAAUAUAUGCGCACUAUCGAAUUUUAUUAUCCACACAUAACAAAACUUGUACGAAUUGGUGUGUCACAUGAAGGUGCGCCAAUUGAAGGAUUAAAGAUUGGUUAUCCAAUAAACGAUAUCAGCAAACGUGCAUUUUGGAUUGAUGGUAAUAUUCAUGCAAGAGAAUGGGCUUCGAGUCAUACUGCAUUAUAUUUUAUUAAUCAGUUGGUCUCAGGAUUCGGAAAGGAUCCGGUUAUAACACGUUAUCUAAGAUCUAUCAAUAUUUACAUUUUUCCAUGCUUGAAUCCGGAUGGCUAUGAAUAUACACGAUCAAAACCAAAUCCUCAGGUCCGAUUAUGGCGCAAGAAUCGUUCGCCGCAAAAGUGUAUACGUUCACCGUGGGGUGGGCGACGAUGUUGCGAAGGGGUCGAUUUAAAUCGUAAUUUCGAUUUUCACUGGGCAGAAGUUGGUUCAAGUGAAAAUCCAUGUUCAUACUUAUACCAAGGUGAAAGCGCAUUUAGUGAACCAGAAACAAGAGCAGUAAGAGAUUUCUUAUUAUCACCUGAAAUGCGAGGUAAAUUAGACGGUUUUAUAACGCUUCAUACGUAUGCACAAUUAUGGAUACAUCCAUACAGUCAUAAAGUGGAAUCAUUUCCUGAUAAUUAUGCACAAUUGAAGCGUACAGCAAAACGUGCAGUUAGUCGGUUAAAAAAAAUUUAUGGAACACAGUAUAGAAUUGGUACUGGUGCUGAUAUUUUAGCACCAGCAUCUGGUGGUUCAGAUGAUUGGGCUAAAGAGGUACUUGGAGUAAAAUUUGUUUAUUUGGUAGAGCUUCGACCUCAAUUGGAAUUAUUAAAUGGAUUUAUUUUAAAUAAAAACGAACUGAUUCCAACAGCUGUUGAAACUUGGGAAGGUGUCCGAACAGUUAUAGAUGAUGCCAUCCGCGCUAAUGAUUUAUUAACUGCAAGUUUAAAACCGAUAACCAGUGAAUCGCUUUCUGUGUUAGGCCGAUUUAUAAAGCAAAAAAUACAACCUUUUUUGUUGUAA